AACAAUCACCUGUCACUCGUCUCUUGGGAUUCGACUUGAAGAAAAUCUUCACUAUGGCUACUAAGAUGGUAAUCCAGCAGCCGAGGCCAAUUGCAGUGGCACCUGGUUCGGACCAGUGGACCACCAGCAUCUGCGAGUGUGAUAACGUCAACGAAUGCUGUUUCUCGGUGUGGUGCUUUCCUUGCUUCGCCUGCAUCACAGCUCGAGAUCAUGGUGAAUGUCUCUGCCUCCCUCUGCUGGAUAUAUUCGGCCUCAUCCCACCAGCUACUCUGUCUAUGAGGGUAUCAACACGCAAACGCUAUGGCAUUACGGACACUAUUUGCAACGACUGCGUGUAUACUUUCUUCUGCGGCCCAUGCAGCUGGUGUCAAAUCAGACGUGAGAUGAAGGCCAGACUUCAUCCUGUUACACUGCUGAACAACAGGCCAACAGGCUAAACACCCACAUCAUCAUCAUCAUCAUCAUCAAUAAACCCUUAUCCUUACCAUCACCAUUACCGUCAUCAGCAAGUAAAGUCUGCGUCUCUACCUAGCGUUACCUGUGCCUUGUUCCACAACUAAUCUUGAAUGCUUGUGUACCCUGGUGAAAUCUGGAGUAUCGAUCACUGCUUCCUGCCAUACACACUGAUUCAGAAGCUGUUUUCAGUCUGAUAGGGGAGUGGCAUGCUGUCUAAUCGCUGUUCGGCAUCAGCUUGAGGAGUGGUGAGGAAUGCUGCUCACAUAUGAAGACUGAUCAGAUAACACCUAUAACCAUGUACAGAAAUGUAACAUACUAAUACAUUUACUACGGUGAUCUUUAACAUGACCAUUACAAAAUUUAUUCUAAUUUAAAUUUACUACAUUUCACUAGGAUUUUUUGUUUUUUUUCCAUAAUGAUUUUUUAAAUGUAAUGAUGAUUGCAUAGCUACUAUUGUACUGUGUACUCCUACUUUAUGGCAUAUCUGCUUCAUCAUCGUCACUGAAGCAUGUAAGGAACUAAUAACAGAAGUUUGUGUAUAAAGAUUCCAGUGAAAUUUUGCUUUGAAUGAUGUAAAUGUGUGCUUUUGAAAUAAUUAUAUCAAUAAACUUCUCGAAAAA
This is a messenger RNA of Hemibagrus wyckioides, 1076 nucleotides long. RefSeq names its product cornifelin homolog B-like. Lineage: Eukaryota; Metazoa; Chordata; Actinopteri; Siluriformes; Bagridae. The record is from RefSeq and is a predicted model, not a curated record. The coding region runs from base 54 to 437 and encodes 127 amino acids. The transcript is spliced from 4 exons.